AUGUUUCCAUUCGGCAAACGAGAUGCCACCAUAUUUACCUUUUUAGCCUGGUUGAUCUUAUUAGCUGAAGCUACUUCAAUAGCAAAACCACCCGAAGCUUUUAGCUUUGAAGGGAAAGAGGUUGAAACACGCUCCCUAAUUUCUAAACGGCGCGUUUUCGACAAGACUUGCACCGCUGAGCAGCUUGAACAUUUGUCACUAUUAGCCAGACAGCUCGCUUUGCCCGGAUAUAAGCUAAUAUGGCAAAAGCCAGCUACAACUACCAAAAAUUUUAACUUCGAGACUACGAAUGAUGCCUGGAAAACGGCAUCUUUUUUACGUGAUGUCAUUUAUAUACUUGGCCCUAACGAUGAAAAGUCGUUGAUACGCUGCGAACGUCUUUAUGAUAAUGACUGCAAAGAUGGCCAUCCUACUGCUGUACAUACGUGGAAGGACACAGUAAUAUUAUGUCCCGAAUUCUGGGGGCCAGAACACAAUGGGUAUACCGAUUUGGAACAGUUCCAAUCUGUCGCUUUAUUGAGGGCGGCUAUACAGCUUCAGAUC
Molecule: messenger RNA, 543 nt
Organism: Pyricularia grisea
Lineage: Eukaryota; Fungi; Ascomycota; Sordariomycetes; Magnaporthales; Pyriculariaceae
Exons: 2
Source: RefSeq, a predicted model, not a curated record